AUGGAGCUGAUUGGAAAGACGCAAUACCAAGCUAUUCUCCAUCAAAUUCACGGUAUGGUUGGCAAAUAUUAUUACUGUGAUCCCACUGACUUUGAGGGAACUGACGAACAGAAAGCUUUAGUGCUUGGAGGGAUUGCAGCCAUAUGGGGUGAAAUGGUAGACGACACAAACAUCGAGAGCCGAUUGUGGCCAAGAGCCUCUGCCGUUGCUGAAAGACUGUGGUCGCCAAAAGAGAACACUAAAAAGGCACUUAAUUUUCCGUAUUUUGUUGCAGAAGAUGCUUGGCCGAGAAUGCAUGAACAACGAUGUCGUAUGGUAGCACGUGGAUUCCGUUUUCAGCCCGUCAACAAUCCUGAUUUUUGCCCUUACGAAUUCGAUUCCUAA
Messenger RNA from Strongylus vulgaris, 384 nucleotides. The record is from the annotation of a GenBank genome assembly. Lineage: Eukaryota; Metazoa; Nematoda; Chromadorea; Rhabditida; Strongylidae.